Molecule: messenger RNA, 2484 nt
Organism: Microbotryum saponariae
Lineage: Eukaryota; Fungi; Basidiomycota; Microbotryomycetes; Microbotryales; Microbotryaceae
Source: the annotation of a GenBank genome assembly
AUGGUCGGUCCGGGCGAGUCGCCGAUCAAGGCGUGGAUCGCGCACGACACGAUCGCCUACAGCCGAGAAUACAACUUUCGCCUCGGCGCGACCAUGGACAAGCAACGCAAGCUGCAGCUCAUAGAGGUGAGCGUACUCCAGCUUCACCUGCACGCCACGCAGAUGGGACCAAAGUGCUGACCGUCGCGUCGACACGCGUCGCUCGCCACCACUUUCUCUCCCCGACCAGACUUCCGGACUCGCUACGGGCAUCGACAACGACCACUUGUGGGCUACCAUGACCGACAGUGAUCUCUGGAUCCACGUCGCCAUCCCACUCGACGUUGUGCGCACCUUUAACCAGUCAGUCCCACGCUCACCUGUGGUACCCAACAUUCAAGGGACACCUCCUGACCCACCUUUGCUUCGAUUUUUUUCCCCCUUGAACAGCGACAACGCCGAAGCUUUCACCGCACUCAAGGAACACAUCUUCACCAUCGCCUCGUACGAAUACGUCUACGCCAGUCCGGUUGGCUACAACCUCUCCGCCAAACGCUUCGAGGCCAUGUCCCCACGCCUCGUACUCCGCGUCCUCGAAUUCCGCUAUUUCGGUCUCUACAGGGGUCUCACGUCCCGUCAUGCCGACAAGUCCGUCAGGGACUACAGAUCCGAAAAGAGUGGACAUCCGGAACUGUAUCGGUCAAUCGAACGCAUCGAACACAGCAACCGGGAAUCCGCCCAGAUUUCGAAUCAGGCUCAACUCUUGAAGCAGGCCCAUUCGGGCCAAGCGUCGUUGGAGACCUUGCCCGAACUGUAUCCGCAUCCCAAAACUCGGGUCUCGUUGGGAUCCUGUUCGGGUGUCGAUGCGGCUCAAGUUAGGGUUGGGGGAGAACGCGAACCUGGGGGGAUCAAGCAGCAACCGCCUAUGAACGGUUACCUCCGAGCGGUCAACUGGACUUUGCCACAGUUCACUGGGGUGAGUACGGGCUGUUGGUAGCACCUUUACGUGUUGACUUAUCUGAAGCCUCUCCUUACUUUUCGCCGCACAGCCCAGUCAUUGGAGUCCCCGAGAUCGAACCAAGGCCGAAAGUCCAGCGACUGCUGCGCCUGCCGUGUCUGCGCCAACCGUCGAGCCCCACCCGGUCGGUUCUACCUCCAAAGUACCCGCCCCGACGUCAACCGUCCAGACGGCGUCAAAUCCCGCUCCCGCCGUCGAACCUGGAGCUAAAGCCGACCCAUUCCCAGCCCCUAUGACCGUCGUCGAGCCCGUUCGCGUGCCUCCCGUCGACUCGCCUCCCAAAUUCCCCAAGAAGGAACCGUCGAAAGCCCUCGCCACCUCAUCCUCUCUCUCCGAAGUCAUCUCCUCGCUCAAAGAGGUCGAAGAACAUUUUUACGAGGAUUGGACGCCGUCCUCACCUCCCGAACGAAAAAGGCGAAGGACCUCUUCUUCUUCCGCCUCCUCCUCUUCGACGUCAAUUGUCAGACGGUACCCGAGCUCAGCAGCGACGAUGGCCAACGAUGACAAGAUGGACGUCGAAGACCUCCAUCCAUCCGAAGACGAAAAGGCUGCAUCGGCAUUAUCGUCGUCAAGUGCGCUUCGUUCGAACCCCCCUUCAAGGGCCAGUUCCUGCUCGUCUCAACUCGAAGAGGACGUCAAGCCCUUGACGAUCAAGAUCAAGGGCAAGCAUCUCGAGUUCUUGUGCCGGGAGGAAGGGUAUUCCCCAAAACGAGCGCGCCUCGCCCAAGAUGAGCAACCACCACGGAAAAUGGAUACCAUCAUAGCCGAACGAGUGCUUCCGCCACGACCUCCCACGGAAAGGCACCUCGGCGACCUUUCAGCAUCGGCGUUCCGAUCGUCGCAGAUGCCAAGGCCGGGUCAAAUGCCCACUGCGACAUUCGAGCCUUUGACGCCGCUAGAAGACGAAGGCGAUUCGACGCAACUGUCGGGGAUCUUACCUUUGGAAAUGGUUACGCAAGUUGAGGGCCAACCGAAUGCUGGGCAGGGGCAGGGUCGGAGGGGCUCGUUUGCGCCGACGCAGCCGUGAGUUUGGCGUUAAUGCUUGUGGUGGGAGACCGAGCGCUGACUGGCUUUGGAGUGUUCCUAGCGAGUCCUCUCGACCGAACGGGAGGGCGGCUUCGUCACCGUUCACGAACCCGCCACCGUCUUUGACUGCCACACCCACCGCCACGAGUAUCGUCACCUCCGGCCCAACAAGCGAGGCAUCCACGAUCCGAGCCACUCGACACACCUCAGCCCAUCCUACACUGCACGACCCUACACCGAAAAUAUUCGAGAAAGACAUCAAACCCAUACCUACCCCUCCUACAGCUCUUCUCACUGAAAGGGCCCCCCAAUCCAACCUUGCAGAGCUCCUCGUACCUGCCCCUGGUGUGGCCCAUGUCGAGCCCGUGGAAAUGGAUUGGCUGCGCCUCCCCGAUGGAUUCAAGGCUUUCGUUCCUAGUCGACCGGCGGUGGUGAAGAGGUGGAAGAAGGAGGUGGGGUGA